Uloborus diversus is the source of this 2800-nucleotide messenger RNA. RefSeq names its product cAMP-dependent protein kinase regulatory subunit-like. The coding region runs from base 209 to 1189 and encodes 326 amino acids. The transcript is spliced from 11 exons. Gene Ontology annotation, cellular component: cAMP-dependent protein kinase complex. Gene Ontology annotation, molecular function: cAMP-dependent protein kinase regulator activity. Gene Ontology annotation, biological process: regulation of protein phosphorylation. The record is from RefSeq and is a predicted model, not a curated record. NCBI's taxonomy places the organism in Eukaryota, Metazoa, Arthropoda, Arachnida, Araneae, Uloboridae.
ACUAUUCAAGCAAAAGGAGACAAGUAUUUUUCGCUAACGCCACACCUUUCGUGACGUCAGAUCGACGCCCAGCAGACGACACCCUCCUUUUUGAAGCGAGGGGAGAAGGUCACUCACACACUGCUUCACGCCACUUGCCUCUCGCGCCACUGAAAGAGAGUCGCCAUUGGAUACCGACGCCCCUACAACUCGUCCGAAGCGCCUGACCAUGGAGGAGGCAGCAGCAUCAGCUAAAAACCAACAGAAGAAUUUAAAUGCUACAAGUCCUUGUGAUGAAAGGGAAGAUGACAUUUGUGCCACACCAAACAUGGCUCCAGCACAAAGAGUACGCAGAGGAGCCGUCAGUGCAGAAACAUAUUCUGAAGAAGAUGCCACAACUUAUGUUAAAAAGGUUGUACCUAAAGAUUACAAAACGAUGACAGCUUUAUCCAAAGCAAUAGAAAAAAAUGUUCUCUUUGCACAUUUAGACGACACAGAACGCAGUGACAUUUUUGAUGCUAUGUUUCCUGUGGUACAUUCAGCUGGUGAAGUUAUCAUUCAGCAAGGAGAUCAGGGGGACAAUUUUUAUGUAAUUGAUCAAGGAGAAGUAGACGUUUAUCUGAACGGACAAGUUGUAACUACAAUUGGUGAUGGAGGCAGUUUUGGAGAACUUGCUCUAAUUUAUGGUACUCCUAGAGCUGCGACUGUUAAAGCCAAAAUAGAUUGCAAAUUAUGGGCUAUAGACAGAGACACAUACAGAAGAAUUUUAAUGGGAAGCACAAUCAGAAAAAGAAAAAUGUACCAAGAAUUCCUCAGUAAAGUGUCUGUGUUAGAAAGUCUUGAUGACUGGGAAAGGUUAACUGUUGCUGAUGCAUUAGAACCAAUGCAAUUUAACGACGGUGAUAUCAUAGUUGAACAAGGACAACCAGGGGAUGAUUUCUUCAUAAUAGAGGAUGGCACAGCAGUUGUUCUGCAGCGCAGGUCCGAUUCAGAGCCACAAGUUGAAGUUGGUCAAUUAGGGCCUUCUGAUUAUUUUGGUGAAAUUGCAUUGCUACUUGAUCGCCCUAGAGCAGCUACUGUGAAAGCAAAAGGUCCUCUUAAAUGUAUAAAAUUGGAUCGUGCCCGGUUUGAGCGUAUCUUGGGUCCUUGUGCUGAUAUCCUGAAGCGGAAUAUGACUCAUUAUAAUAGUCUGAUUUCAUUAUCUGUGUAGUUUUCAUUUUGCCAAAUAUUUAGUGUAUAUUGAAAUGGAUUGUAUUGCCUCUACCGAACUUCUACAUAAAAUGGAUUGCAAUACAGCACUUCUCCCAGUGCUGCAGAAAGUGGUACAUUCCCUUUCUUGUCCCAAAGAUACUGGUCAACCGAGUGGAAUAAUCAACCCAAAAAUGAAGAAAAAAUUUUUAAAGCAACACCCAAAUCAGUCAGUUUGUGCAUUUAGAUGGCAUUGUGUGUGUGUACUUUUUCCUAGUGUGUGUCUCAUACAAUGGAUUCCAGGUUGUGAUUUGCCUCCUUUACUUUUUGUACUACGCCUGUCAUUUUUGUUUCCAUUGAAAGGCGUCACAAUGUGCAACUUUACGCAUGUGUACAAUGGCAUAGGGAGCAAGAAAACAAACUUCAAAAAAAUGCGACCGUAGAAAUGGGAGUCGCAAUACACCAAAGAUAUAAAAGGUAGUCAUGAUUGUAUGUGAGGGAUCUUGUAUUCUGAUGAUUCUGAGGCUUGAUUGAUGCUGCGCAUUAUCCUUGUAGCCAUUGCACAACUGCAGCACUCUUGAAGCCGCGAAUUUUUUGCAUACAGAAUGAAUUUAAAAAAAAUUAUAUUUUAUAUUAAAUUGGAAGCUGCUUUGAGCAGUAACUGGUUCUGCUUAGAAGACGUGAGAGCAAUGCAUGGAGGUGGGAAAAGGUUUUCUUUUGAUCAGCAUCACUCUUUAUUGGUUGGACAUAUCUCAGAGCUAAGUUAGGGCCUAUGCUAAAAAAUACCCUUAUGUCUAUCCAUUGGUGUUAAUCUCUCAAACCUUUUCUGCCUUGUUGAAAGGCAUCAGUUUUUGAGUUGAAAGCGUCUUUAGCCUAUUACUUUUUGAUAUAUUUUAGAGUUUAUGAACGUUAUUGUAAUAAAUGUAUUGAAUUUAAUAUGUGCAUUCAUAGUGUUAAUGUUAUUUCUGUACAUAUAUAUAAAUCCAAAUUUCUGAUGGUGUUUAUGAAUGAAUGUAAUAUUUUGGGAUUUGUACUUAAAAGUAUAUUUUUUUCACUGAAAAUAAACUUUUUCCAAAGUAUUAUUGCUUGAUGUAAAAAAAAAAUGUACCAUAAUUUAUUUUUAUUUUAGUUUUUUUUUUUCAAACUUUAUUUAUUUUUAUUUUUUUACUUCAAGGAAUAUUAAACUUAAUCCAAUAAAGCCAAUGUUUUGUUUUCAAACUAACUAGAUUUCUGAAAUUUUAAAUUAAAAAAGAAAAAGAAAACAUUCUGGAGUUGAAUAUGUUGUAUCGUUUCUUCACCGCACCAGACAUUUAAUUCCAGAUUUUGUAUAAAUGAAAGCGAAAAACAGUAGGCCCUGGUGUAGCUCUUUUUUAUCACUAUUAAAAUGGGUUAGUUUUUCUUUCAGAGCCUACCUUCUAUAAUUUUGAUUUAAACUGUAAUAUAUCACUGAACAGAUUGUAGUUAUUAAUUUUAAGCUGCUUAUAGCUCAUUUGUAAUCAAGAGCUUUGAAACUAGAAUUUUUAAGUGAGAAAUAACAUGUUUGUUAUCUUUUUAGUUUUCAUUGUACAAAAUGGGAAAGACAUCUUAGUGUAAAAUGAGCGAGCUUGUAUGGAAAUAAACAUAUAUGCUGGAA